Molecule: messenger RNA, 813 nt
Organism: Bipolaris zeicola 26-R-13
Lineage: Eukaryota; Fungi; Ascomycota; Dothideomycetes; Pleosporales; Pleosporaceae
Exons: 1
Coding region: 1-813 (270 amino acids)
Biological process (GO): DNA-templated transcription; DNA-templated transcription initiation
Cellular component (GO): RNA polymerase I complex
Source: RefSeq, a predicted model, not a curated record
AUGGCGCCUGUACCGAGCGAGGAUGUAUCUUUGUUUCACACUGAGCGUAUCUCGCAAUACGUCUCUAUCCCGCCUUCAUGCCUUUCGGAUCCCUUCUCAGCAGUAUGCGCGACUGUAUUAUCACCAUUGCUCCUCACCUACUUCCCGCCCGCAAAUGGUGUAGUGCUCGCAUAUGAGGAUGUUGAAUUGAGCAGCACGCCUCCGACCGCAUCUGCCACCAAGUCGCAUUCGAAACGUGCGCAGAACGACUCGGAACGCAACAAUGAUUCUCACGCCGAGCCUUUGCUUUUAAAACACGUCGAUGAAUACGCUGCACCCUUCCUCUGGGCAACUGCCUCGUUCCUCGUAUGGCGUCCGGUUCAGAAUGCAUACCUACAGGCCCAUAUUACCGAUCAUGCGAAAACGCAUAUCACACUCGCACAUCUCAACACUUUCCCCGUCAGCAUCCUCAAGGAAAACAUGCCUGCAGACUGGUCAUGGCACCAGAACGAAUCAGGCAAAGUGAAGAAAGGCUGGGACGACAAACUGUCAGAUGAAGGCGGCUGGUGGGUGAACGGCAAGGGGAAGAAGGUGGAGGGUGAACUGCGGGUCAGGAUACGCAACAUUGAUGGCAGAAUGGAUGGUAAAGGAAAGGGAAAGGGUUUCCUGCGUGUUGAUGGUUCUCUACUUUCUCAAGAGGAGGAGAAGGCGGCAAAGGCGGCACAGAAGGCGGGAAGAGGAAACAAGAAGACUACAACAGACGCAGCGAGGACACAGCAGCGGAGAGAUCAGACCAACGGAGAUGUCAUAGCGGUUGAUUCAGAGUCUGAUUGA